This is a messenger RNA of Fraxinus pennsylvanica, 543 nucleotides long. Lineage: Eukaryota; Viridiplantae; Streptophyta; Magnoliopsida; Lamiales; Oleaceae. The record is from the annotation of a GenBank genome assembly.
AUGGGAUCGAAUGAAAAUCUUGAAACUGACGCGGAUGGAGACGGGAAUUCACACAAAGUGGCGGAGAAGCCAGCAAAACUGGUGGAGCCACCAAAGCAAGACUACAUCCAUGUACGAGCAAGAAGGGGUCAAGCUACUGAUAGUCAUAGUUUAGCCGAAAGAGCAAGGAGGGAGAGGAUAAGUGAGAGGAUGAAAAUUCUCCAAGAUUUAGUCCCCGGUUGUAAUAAGGUUAUUGGCAAAGCACUAGUUCUUGAUGAGAUAAUUAAUUAUGUACAAUCUUUACAGCGUCAGGUCGAGUUUCUUUCAAUGAAGCUUGAAGCAGUGAAUGCAAGAGUGAAUCCUGGGGUUGACGGAUUUUCUUCAAAAGAUAUAUCUCUGCAGACAUUUGAUAAUCCUGGCAUGGGAUUUGAUUCACAAGCCGCAAGAAAAAAUGAUAGGAAUACACCACCAGAAUGGUCUCAUAUGCAGAUAGGUGGCGCAUUUGAAAGAACGUUGUGUGGACUGCUGCAUCCCUUGGGGGACUUUCUGAAGCUAAUUUCAUAA